Mycotypha africana is the source of this 1344-nucleotide messenger RNA. RefSeq names its product eukaryotic rRNA processing. The record is from RefSeq and is a predicted model, not a curated record. The transcript has 4 exons. NCBI's taxonomy places the organism in Eukaryota, Fungi, Mucoromycota, Mucoromycetes, Mucorales, Mycotyphaceae. The coding region runs from base 146 to 943 and encodes 265 amino acids. Gene Ontology annotation, biological process: rRNA processing; ribosomal large subunit biogenesis. Gene Ontology annotation, cellular component: nuclear periphery; preribosome, large subunit precursor; nucleolus.
CAGAUAAUGCUGUUUUAUGCUGCUGCUGACUAUUUUUUUAAUUUCGAGACCAGCUAAGCCAUUUUUAUCUUGUAACAUUGAAAUUGACAAGUCGCUUUUUACUGAAAUUUGCUUUAAUUGUAUUUUGCCUGCAUUAUAACCCUUAAUGGACUUCUUAAACCCAGUUAUAAAUAAUCAAGAUACUAUUGAACCCGCUGUGGAAUGGGUUAGGUAUGAAGACGUAGAUCCAGAAGAUAUUGACGAUGAAUAUGGUGAUAUGGUCAUUGAACAAAAACUGUUAGUCAAUAACGAAGAUGCUUUAGUUCGUAUUAAAGAUGAUCUCAAAAUGAGAGAUCUUGAGUGGAUAGACAUGCUGACGGUCACUUCUGCAGAACCGAUUAAGGUAGCCGAUGCAUUCGACGAUUUAUCUCGUGAAGAUGCUUUCUACAAACAGGCUUUAGAAGCCGCAUAUGUCGGUAGAAGUUUAGCAUUACAAGCAGAAACGUCCUUUUUAAAACCUGACGAUUUUAUUGCGCCCAUGCUGAAAAAUGACGAACAAAUGGAAGCAGUUCGUCAGCGAUUGGUAGCGGAAGCGAAGGAUGGAAAUGAAGAAGCGCUGCGACGUUUGCAUCAGUUUAAUAAGGAACAAAAGAAAGCACAGGCUAAUGAACGAGCAAAGAUUUUGAAGCGAAAGAAAAAAGAAGGUUCAGAAGUAAAAUUAGAUGAUGACUUCACGCUAGAUCUUGAGGAAGCUGAAAGAAUAGCAGCAGAAGGCUUACCGAAAGGUGAAAGACCCUUCAAACUCUACGAUCGCGAAUCAAGGGCGGAGAAAUAUGCUUUAGGCAAAAGGAAAAAUGCAGCAUCUGCCUUAAAUCCUGCAAGAAAAGGAAUGUCAAUUAACAAAAAGAGCAGCCUCAAGAAAAAUAGACCAGGAAAAUCAAAACGUCAAAAAUUAAGGAAAUAAAGCAAUUUGAUACCACCUUUGUCAAAAGUGGUUUACGUUCGAUUCCUUUUUAGGAAUUUUUGUGCUGUUUGUGGUUGAACAUCUGCUUUCAAUAUAUUGAUAUUAUCUGGCUCUAUUACUAUUGAAAUAUUUGAAGGAGCGAUUGGUUACAUUAUAUAUUGCAUUGUAUAAUAUGAAGCCAUCAUUACUCUUUAUUUUCAUCAUAUAACCAUAGAUUAUAAAUGAAAACUGUAUUAUAAAGAUAACUUGUUCGAUUCUUAAGUGAUGGCUGCUUUUACAUAAAAUCAUCCUUAAUUCAUGUUCUUCUCUUUUUUUUUCAAAUUACUAGUGUGCGUUUGGACGAUGCCUAAAUAUACAAUUGGACACAACGCUUAUCAAACGGAAACGAAACUUUGAGCGAU